Molecule: messenger RNA, 3979 nt
Organism: Megalobrama amblycephala (Wuchang bream)
Lineage: Eukaryota; Metazoa; Chordata; Actinopteri; Cypriniformes; Xenocyprididae
Product: kinesin-like protein KIF3C
Exons: 10
Coding region: 334-2739 (801 amino acids)
Biological process (GO): microtubule-based movement
Molecular function (GO): ATP binding; microtubule motor activity; microtubule binding
Source: RefSeq, a predicted model, not a curated record
UGUGUGUGUGUGUGUGUGUGUUUGGGCAGGGCUGCAGUGAAGCGCAGCUGAUGUGUGUGAUUCUCUGACAGACGCGCUUGUAUUUUGUAUCUUGUGUUUCAGUGGAAAUCGGUGAGAUAUUUUGAGCUUGUGAUUUCAUCCAUACGUGUUCAUGACGGAACCGCGUUUAUAUUUUAUUCAUUUGUGGAGACCGCAGAGAUUCGCUCCGUGACUGACAUUAUGCGCUCGGUAACCGGGGGAUGCUGAUGCUGACAUUCCCAUCUUCCACCAUCCUUCUGAUUUAACCGGAAUACUGCGCUCAUUUGUUAUCCAUUCAUCUCAUACGGAGUCAAUAUGUCCAUGAAAUCAAAGACCGGCGAGGCGGUGAAGGUGGUGGUUCGGUGUCGCCCGAUCAACCGUAAAGAAGAAUCGACGGGUUAUGAGAAUAUCGUGCAGAUGGAUGUGAAACUGGGCCAGGUGGCUCUGCGGAACCCCAAGGCGGGUCCGGGAGAGCUUCUCAAGACCUUCACGUUCGAUGCGGUUUACGAUGCGUGCUCGAAACAGAGCGACCUGUACGACGAGACGGUCCGGCCGCUCAUCGACUCGGUUCUGCGCGGCUUUAACGGCACCAUCUUCGCGUACGGACAGACGGGAACCGGGAAGACGUACACCAUGCAAGGGCAGUGGCUGGACCCCGAGCGCCGCGGUAUCAUCCCGAAUUCAUUCGAGCACAUAUUCACGCACAUCUCGCGCUCUCAGAACCAGCAGUACCUGGUCCGGGCCUCGUAUUUGGAGAUCUACCAGGAGGAGAUCCGUGACCUGCUCACCAAAGACCACAGCAAGAAGCUGGAGCUUAAGGAGAGCGCCGACUCAGGGGUCUACAUCAAAGAUCUGUCCUCCUUCGUCACCAAGAACGUGAAGGAGAUCGAGCACGUGAUGAACGUGGGGAACCAGACCAGAUCGGUGGGCUUCACCAACAUGAACGAGCACAGCUCGCGGUCGCACGCCAUCUUCAUCAUCACGGUGGAGUGCAGCCAGCUCGGGCCAGAUGGACAGAACCACAUCCGCGUGGGCAAACUCAACCUGGUGGACCUGGCGGGCAGCGAGCGACAGACCAAGACGGGCGUCCAGGGUGAACGUCUGAAGGAGGCCACCAAGAUCAACCUGUCCCUCUCUGCUCUGGGAAACGUAAUCUCUGCGCUGGUGGACGGGCGAAGUUCUCACGUGCCAUACCGCGACUCCAAACUCACGCGGUUGCUGCAGGACUCGCUGGGAGGGAACGCGAAGACCAUCAUGGUGGCAACGCUGGGACCGGCCUCCUACAAUUACGAGGAGACCCUGACCACCCUGCGUUACGCCAACCGUGCCAAGAACAUCAAGAACAAACCACGUGUCAACGAAGACCCCAAAGACGCGCUCCUGAGGGAGUUCCAGGAGGAGAUCGCCCGGCUGAAAGCACAGCUGGAUAAACGCGGGAUGCUCACCAAGAGGAAGAGGAGGAGCAGGAGACUGAGGAAGAUUGGAGAAGGCGGCGAGGAAGAGGUCGAAGAGGACGAUGAUUUUGAAGAUGAUGACGGAGAGGAAAGUAUGGAGAAGGAGGCGCAGGAGUACAUGAAGGAGCAGCAGGAGAAGCUGGAGAGGGAGAAGGAGGCCAUCAGAGAUGACCAUUCUUUGGUGGCGGAGGAGAAACAGAGACUCCUGGAGGAGAAAGAGAGGAUGAUGAGACAUCUGAAGAAGGAGCAGGAGGCCACAGAUCUCCUCACAGCCAAGUUUAAGGCGAUGGAGAGCAAGCUGCUGGUUGGUGGGAAGAACAUUAUUGAUCACACUAAUGAGCAACAGAAGAUGAUUGAACAGAAAAGACACGAGAUUGCCGAGCAGACACGCAGAGAGAGAGAAAUACAACAGCAGAUGUUGGAUCAGGACGAGGAAACAUUAGAACUCAGAGAAACGUUCUCCUCACUGCAGCAGGAAGUGGAAGCAAAGACCAAGAAACUCAAAAAGUACAAGAAGCUGUAUGCGAAGCUUCAGUCUCUGAAGGCUGAUAUCCAGGAUGUGAAUGAUGAGCAUGUGAGGAGCCGACAGGAGCUGGAACAAACACAGAAUGAACUGACCAGAGAGCUCAAAUUCAAAUAUCUGAUCAUAGAGAACUUUAUACCUCCUGAAGAGAAGAAUAAAAUAAUGAACAGACUUCAGUUCGACACUGAGGAAGACCAGUGGAAGUUUCAGCCUCUCGUCCCGGCAGAGAAUAAAUUCACUCAGAUGAAGAGAAGACCCGUCUCCGCUGUGGGAUACAAGCGACCAAUCAGCCAGUACGCCAGGGUUGCCAUAGCGAUGGGAGCUCAUUCCAGAUACAGGGCGGAGAAUAUAAUGGUUCUGGAACUGGACAUGACUCCUCCAGUCGUGUUUCAGCUGGACCUCCCGAGGUCCGGAUCAGAUGUGGAACCAUCUCGAGAUGUUCUGCUGGACAACAGCAGUUACAGAGAGAAAUCAGCGUCUGGACGGGUCAGAAAAUCUCAGUCAUGUAUGAAAGUAGGCAUACUUGGCCGCAGCGAUGGUCAAGAUGAUCUACUGAAGUUCAAACUGAGCAUCAGAAUGGGGAAGAAAGGUGCCAGUCUCCGCAAGUCAUUUCCUCCUCAAGCUCCGCCCUCUCUCUGGCAUCCUCAGGGUCCCACAGCUUGCCACACCCACAAAACAUCACCAUGGCAACAGCCCAGGAAUGAGACUUGGAAUUACCAUAUUACCGCCCCCUGUAAGGCAUAAACAAGUCAAUCAAUCCAACAUAGACAGAGGAAGACGGGGCGAGACGAACCGUCCGUCACCAUUAACAAAGACUGGAGCGAUCAAACCUUCAACCAGAUGGAAACCUGCUCACGAUCUGAUCUGCAGUUUGAAAUAACAGUGAACGUGGGACUAGACCCAUUCCAGCCCAUCAGGAUCAAUAAAACGAUCAAUAUUAGUAAAAUUAUUCGCCCUUUCCUUCUCUCUUGCUCUCUGCUCCUCAGGACAGUGAAGACACUUUGAUUACUACCAUCAACAGCACUGAAUAGUGUUGCCUCACCCGACACCUGAGGCUAGUUAAGCUAGUUAUGCUCAUUCAUUUUGCUGCUUCCAAAACCGUCGGUCAACCUCAGCGUUUACGUACUGACCUGCACGGGUCCGAUCCAGGAGUAGAGCCACACACACCUCGAAUGAUGGAAGCUAAAACGGACGAGGCUUUGCUCACCCUGAGCUUUCACUUCCUGCUGUAAAGAAAAGAGCUGAGCAAGAGGAACGUCUCUCUUUCUAUCUGCAUGUCUUACUGUAUGUGUGUGUCUUUGUGAUUCUGAUCAGGGUUCUGGACGGGAGGCGGCGGAUUGGCUGGAGGAAGGAUCUACAGGGUUCCCACGAGCUCAUGGAAAACCUGGAAAUGUCAGGGAAUUUGAUUGGUUUUCCAGGCCUGGAAAAGUCAUGGAAAUGAAUAAAAUGUUACAAGUUAAGGAGAUUUAAUUUAUGCAUUUUUUAAUAUAAACAUAAUAUUAUAUGAAUAAAUAUAUAUAAACAUAAACAUGAAACAGAAUUGUAAAAAAAAAAAAAAAAAAAAAAAAGUAUGGUAAAAAAAAUACUGUUUUCAAACAGGUAUCAUAAUAUAUAAUGUGUGUGUGUGUGUGUGUGUGUGUGCAUAUACAAUCACCGGCCACUUUAUCUGGUACACUUUCUAGUACCAGGUUGGACCUCCUUUUGCCUUCAGACCUGCCUUAAUUCUUCGUGGCAUAGAUUCAACAAGGUGCUGGAAACAUUCCUCAGAGAUUUUGGUCCAUAUUGACAUGAUAUCAUCACACAGUUGCUGCACAUCCAUGAUGCAAAUCUCCCAUUCCUCCACAUUCCAAUAGUUCCUCUAUUGGAUUGAGAUCUGGUGACUGUGGAGGCCAUUUGAGUUUAGUGAACUCACUGUCAUGUUCAAGAAACCAGGUUGAGAUGAUUUGAGCUUCGUGACAUGGCGUGUUAUCCUGCUGGAAGAAGC